AUGGAGAUGGCAAAUACUUUCAAAUUCAGUGGCUGGGUUCAGGAUCCCACUCUUCCUCAGACAUGGCACUGGGAAACAAGCACGCAUGGCCCAAGAGCCCUUAGUGCGUGGAGACAACAGGGUCCCAUCGAAAUCCUUACCAAGGUCUUCCUCAGCCAUAAGCAAAGCAGGCUGGGGAACAUCCCGAUUCUGAUCCUGCAGUGCUGGAAAGAGGAUGUGGUCUGACCCAUAGAGCAUGUCCUGAACGGGAAAGAGCACGAGCCAGAUGCUGGAGACGUGGUGGGCCUGUCUGGAUCUGGACGUGGUGCCUUGCAGAGAGCCUGCGGCUUUAGCUCAGCUGGGUCGGGUGUUGAACUGCUUGGGAGCAAGUUAGCUUUUUCCCACUUUCAAACCAGCUUGAACUCACUCGGCGCUGGAACAGACCUCUGCAGCUCAGCGUCUCGGGUGGGGAUCAGCCCUCUGCGACUGGCGUGUUCCCCUGGAGGAGGGGACACACACUCUCUGGGUGUGUGUCUCCCUGCUUCACCUCUGGCCUUCAUCCCCUUCUGCCUUUCCACCGAGGUGUGGACUGCUCAUUUCCUGCAGUAGUCAAGGAUGCUCUCUGCCUUCCCAAUGCAGGGCUGGUCACCUGCAGUGGAAUUUGUUUGAGGCCCAGUCAAGAAAACUGGCAGUGCCCUGUGCAUAGCCCCAUGCGCAGUGCAUAAUGCAGAUGUGCCGGCUUGUUAGUACGUGAUCUGGCAUAGCUGGCCUCAAAGAGCUUUGCUGUGAUGGGUAGAAUAGUAGUUUAAAUUCAACAACAUUUUUAGUUAUUUUCGGUAAUUAUUUUCAUGUGGAAGAAUGUCUUGAAAAACUGAAAUUUUUGCCUGGGAAGAAAAAUAUAAUUUUAGGUAGGUGUUUUUUUAUCCUGAUACCUGCUGUGAGGAGCUUCUCUGUAAAUCAGCACUGACUUUUAAAGCAGAGACAUAAUAAAUCUCCGUGUAGCUUUUAGGACAUCUCUAGAAACUUUUGAAUAUGAAACAAAUGAAUACUUUUCUAUGAACAGAAACAGAGAACUGAGGUUCUAAGCAAAAUCCAAUGAAUUAAAACACCUGAUUUGCCUUUCCCUUUUAAAAAUACUCAAUAAUAAAAUUUAUUUACCUCAUUGUGUUUCAUUUUUGGUAAUACAUGGUAAGACAAAGACUUAGAAAACAAGUUCCUGUAAUUUGGUUUGUGAAUCUGUAGCCUGUCAGUGAGAUGAACAGCCUAAUUUUCCAGGGCUCUCAGUGCAGUGGCAAGAAGCUGCUGAUUUUUCAGUGUUUUAUGCCAAUUAUAUGCUUCUUGGAAUACGUAUUUCAGUCUCAUUCUGCAGAUACUCUUGUUCUCCUAAAUAUUCUGUCCAUCCUUCAUUAUAUACAUUGAGCAUUU
Messenger RNA from Struthio camelus australis, 1404 nucleotides. The record is from RefSeq and is a predicted model, not a curated record. Lineage: Eukaryota; Metazoa; Chordata; Aves; Struthioniformes; Struthionidae.